AUGCAUCUUGCGGAAUAUCUAUUCAAACGAAUCCACCAACUGGGGAUCGAAUCCAUUUUUGGGGUUCCCGGCGAUUUCAAUUUAAGGUCCCUGGACUAUAUUGAUCCGUGUGGGCUUAACUGGAUUGGCAAUGUCAAUGAAUUGAAUGCUGGUGGGCAAGUCCGGUUCAUCAAGCUGCUGAGUGCCCAAGCUGACAACAUCAUCAUAAUAGGAUAUGCAGCCGAUGGCUACGCACGCAUCAGAGGGAUUGCAGCGAUUGCAACCACCUUGGGCGUGGGCGAGCUCUCCGCUAUCAAUGCCAUAGCCGGCUCAAGCGCCGAGCUUGUCCCUAUUAUCCACAUCGUUGGUUACCCGUCAACAACAGUCAUGGAGAAGGGAGCUUGGCUACAUCAUACAUUGGCAGAUGGGGAUUUUGAACGAUUUGCUCGUAUGAGCGAGGAGCUCUCAAGCGCCGUGGUUAUUCUGAAAGACAAGUCAACUGCAUCGAGACUUAUUGACGAGACAAUUAUAACGUGUUACCGCUCCAGCAAACCGGUCUAUAUUGGUUUCCCCGUCGAUAUCGUUGAGGCAGAAGUAGAUCCAUCCCCCCUUGACACUCCCCUGGUGCUCGAAGAACCUGCAUCUCACCCUAUUGCCGUUGAGGAAAAUGCUGUCAACAGGAUUCUGGACCGAAUUCUAACUGCCCAGAGCCCCAUCAUAAUUGUUGACUGCUUGGGCGGGAAGCCACAGGUCUUGAAAUCCACUAGGUCUUUUGUUGAGCAUUCGGGCCUGCCUUGCUUCAUUACGCCGAUGGCCAAGGGCAUUGUGGAUGAGAGCUUGGUCAACUUUUGCGGUAUCUACGCAGAUAAGGUCUCAGAGCCUGGUUUGCUAGAGCAAGUCCAACUGAGUGAUCUGAUUCUGGUGAUUGGGCCACGUCCAACGGAUAUCAAUACGGCAGGCUUCAAAACAGACAUGGCUCAUAUCGAGACGAUCAAACUUGGUCGGGAUACAGUCGAAAUGUCAGACCAAAAGUUUGAAAAUCUCAGAAUGAAAGGUAUUCUUGAGAAGCUCAGCGAUGCCUUCGAUGACCGCAUGUCGAGGUCGAACUCAUCGGCAUCAUCCGCUCCACGCAGCAUCUGCCACUUGUCUGACAGAAAUUCACUCUCCUCUGUUUCCACGUCACCUCAAAAGAGCGUCACUGCGGAUACGGCAUUCAGUUCCCAAGGCACUAUUUUUAACAAGUCACCUCCCAUAACUCAGGAAUGGGUUUGGCAACGGAUCAGCACUUGGCUACAGGAAGACGAUAUUAUAGCGGCAGACAUUGGAACUUCUCUCUUUGGCACUGCCUGGGCCAGAUAUCCACGAGGAGCAGUCCUUUUGUCUCAAUUUCUCUGGUGUUCCAUCGGGUAUGCCGUUGGCGCGGCAAUUGGGGCUGCCAUAGCCGCCCGCGAUGACGAGAAAAAGUCCGAGGCUUCUUGCCGUCGCACCAUUCUUUUCACUGGAGAUGGUAGUCUCCAAAUGACAGCGCAAGAAAUUAGCACUAUGGUCCGCCACAACCUCCCAGUAAUUAUCUUUGUCGUCAACAAUGAAGGCUUUACCAUCGAGCGUGAGAUCCACGGCCGUGAGCAGGGGUAUAAUGAUGUUCAACCUUGGGACUACAAGCUACUCCCAUCUCUCUUCCAAGCUAAACCUGAAGCCGCACGCACCUAUGAUGUUCGCGCUCAGGCUGAUUUGGACAUGGUCCUUGCCGAUCCUGAGCUUGGUCCUGCUGUGAAGUUUGACGAUAAUAGUCCAGCACCGUUGAGAUUGGUUGAACUACACAUCAGGAGAGAUGACGUCCCCGAGUCGCUUCAUGGUAUGAUUAAUGCACUCACGAAGUAG
Penicillium nucicola is the source of this 1860-nucleotide messenger RNA. RefSeq names its product alpha-keto acid decarboxylase family protein. Bases 1 to 1860 code for a protein of 619 amino acids. Gene Ontology annotation, molecular function: magnesium ion binding; carboxy-lyase activity; thiamine pyrophosphate binding. Lineage: Eukaryota; Fungi; Ascomycota; Eurotiomycetes; Eurotiales; Aspergillaceae. The record is from RefSeq and is a predicted model, not a curated record. The transcript has 2 exons.